Messenger RNA from Vitis riparia (riverbank grape), 1715 nucleotides. Its product is annotated as UPF0481 protein At3g47200-like. NCBI's taxonomy places the organism in Eukaryota, Viridiplantae, Streptophyta, Magnoliopsida, Vitales, Vitaceae. The transcript has a single exon. The coding region runs from base 36 to 1508 and encodes 490 amino acids. The record is from RefSeq and is a predicted model, not a curated record.
AUAAAAUCAACUGCUGAUACAGUGCUGUCCCAACAAUGGCCGCUCCUAGCAAUCAAAUUUCCAUAAAAGUGUGGUUGUCGCCAAAUGAAGGGCCCGAACAAGAGGGUGGUGUUGGAGGGAGCAGAGCCAGCAGUAGUGAGCAGCCAGAUGCUGCUUCACAUGGGAAGCCGGGUGUCAGCUUGCUUCCUUCAGACAGUAGCCGCGAUCCCUGGUUGAGUUCCAUAAUGGAAGAUGGAGGAGAGUCCGGAGAAAACAAAUCCCAGCAGUCCAAGAUACAAAAGGUUCCAGCGAUGCUGCGGGACGAUGAAUCCAACAACAAAUGCUUUGAUCCCUGGGUGGUUUCAAUUGGUCCCUACCACCGGGACAAACCUGAGCUUCAGUUAAUGGAGAGGCUCAAGAAGGAAACGGUGCGGCAGCAUGUGACAGAGAGCAAAGUAGAUGUCCAAGACUUGUACAACAAGGUGGUGAAGGUGGUGGGAGAUGCAAGGAAAUGUUACAAAGAAGGUUCAACAGAUGAAUUGGAUGAUAGGGAAUUCGCCCUGAUGAUGUUCCUUGAUGGCUGCUUCAUUCUCCAAUUCAUUAGCUGCAGCACAGACACGGACAAAAAAAUGAACAUUAAAAACCACAAUGUAGCCUUCGUGCGAAGGGAUUUGUUCUUACUAGAGAACCAGCUCCCUUUUCUAGUCCUAGAGGCUUUGAUGCUCCCGAAGAAAGAGGAAUGGUCAGAAAAGAUCAACAAUUUCGUUGAUAAUACUAGAGCCCAUUCCCCUGAUCAUCAUAAACAAGGUGGAUGGUUAGAUAGGAUCACGAAGAAAUUGUUCAGAGAGGUUCCCCAGGCGAAAGAAGAGAAACAGCCAGAGCAACAGCCAGUUCAUCUUCUUGGAAUUCUACAUGCCCAACUCAUCAAUCAAAGUGAUCUGAGUGCACUAUCUUGCUCGAUGAGCGACUGGUCCUCAUACCGGUCCGCCAACGAGCUCAAGGCUGCAGGGAUUCAGUUCAAGCCCAGCAAAACUCGUCGUUUCACGGACGUAAAUUUUGAGGCGGCGCUCAGCUUCGGAACAUUGGAGCUUCCACCAAUGAUGGUUGAUGACUCUACCAGGUCCAUGCUCCUCAACUUGGUCGCCUAUGAAUCCUGCCCGGGUGCACCAGAUGAUUUUGGAGUCACAUCAUACCUAUGUUUCAUGGAUGUUCUCAUCGAUCAUGCCGAAGAUGUAAAGGAGCUGCGAUCCAAAGGCAUACUCCUCAACUUCCUUGGCAGCGACAAGCAGGUGGCGAAACUCUUCAAUGAGAUAGCCAAGGAUUUGGUGCCCAACCCACACGCUUAUGCCAGAGUGAAAGGCGACAUCGAAAAGCAUUACAAUAACAAGGCCAAGAUCUGGAUCGCUGAGUGGCUUCACACUCAUUUUACUAGCCCUUGGACUUUUCUGGCUUUCCUUGGUGCUAUUUUGGCCCUUGCCCUCAGCUGUGUUCAGACUUAUUUUGCAGCUUUCCCUGGAAAGAACACAUAAGUGCUACAGAUAAUUUUCUUCUACGUACCAGUCGUCAUGGGUGGUAGUUGGAUUUUAUUAAAAAUGCAUGCAGAUUUAUACUGCAGGCACCUGAUUUGUGUUGGUUUGAUGCAAGGGUACUGUCACCCUGUGUGUGUGUGGGAUAGGUCAUGUGUGUUCAACUCUUUGUAACAGGAAAUAAAUGAGAAUUUGUUCGUAAUUUAUUUA